GCCUGCUCGCUGCAGGCCUCCAGCUGCCCAGAACCGCCCCUCCGCACGCGCGAGCCCCUAGCUAACAGAGCGGGGCAGGCGUCGCCCUGUGAGACUCAUCCCAGUUCUACGACAUGGAGAACGAACCCGGCGACGAGUACAUUCGGCGCAUCGCCAGCUACAUCAGGACGCACGAGCAGGGACUCGCUGCCGCUGCCAUUCCUCGGAGGCGGCGCGGAAAGCCUGCAGCAGCCGAACCUUCGGUCUUCAAUCCGCUGACCUGGUUCGCGUCCGAUGUUGCUGCACCCUCCACCGCGAAGCCCGUCAUCCUGUCGUAUGACAGUCACCAUCUCUUCUACCUCCUCAUGCGUCUCGAGGCACUGGGAAUAGACGUAGGGUCACUGGACGUCCGCGUCGACAGCCCGUCACGACCCAUGAAUUACAUCAAUAUCUUCCCCGCUUCUGACAAAUCGGAUGCGCUCUCCCUCAUGUCCUUCCGCUCGUCUCUCUCCGCUGUCUCGAAGUUGUCUCUGGGAGCAAGCUGGUUCCGUGCGCCACCGCCUAGUCUGGACACGGAGCUCAAGUACAUCUACAGCAGCUUCACAAAGCUGCCCGCGCUCGCACUCCAUGCUCCAGAAGCGAAGCUCAUUGCCGAGCUCGCCACCGAGUCCCCGAACGAGAAUGCACUACCUAUGGACGCCUUCAAGACUCUGCAGACGCUCCAGUGUACGGACAUUGACCCGAGGACCUUGCUCGGAUGGGACCGGUUGGCAGAGAGUCUAUGGAGCUUAACGAUCAAGAACAGCGGACUCGAGGACGUGUCGGACAUAUUCAUCGGUGCAGUGUUGGAUGACCAGGCCAGGAGGGAGGGUCGGGUGAAGGACUCACGAACGAGGACACUACCGAGGAGCCUCUCGCGCCCGCAUUCGUUCUAUAACGGUUCUCGUUUGCCCGAGUCGGUCCCGGAGGACGCUGAGGAUGAGGAUGAUAGUCCCCCACAGUCUAGUCUAGAAGACCCUUCGUCCAACCUUCAGGAGUAUCCGUCACCCACUGCUGAAACUCCGCCCAACGCUGAGGAUCAACUGCCUACGCCGGAGCAGACUCCGAAACCAUCGCAACCCACCGAACUACCCUCACUGAAGUGGGCAUUCUUGCGACAUUUGUCCCUCGCCGAUAACUCCCUUACGUUCGUUCCGACGUCACCACUACGCUAUCUCACCUCCCUAACUCACCUGGACCUAUCAUCCAAUUUGCUUGUCUCCGUUCCUCCCGGCCUUCAAUCGUUAUAUAAUCUCACCUCCCUUAACUUGUCCGACAACAUGAUCGACUCAGUGCUGGGCAUCUACACCGUGCUUGGCCAAGUGCUGUAUCUCAAUCUCUCGAAGAACCGACUCGAGUCAAUAUGCGGUCUCGAGAGGCUGCUCGCGCUCGAGCGAGUGGAUCUGCGUCACAACCUCCUUGAGGAGAGCGCAGAAGUUGGGCGACUGGCGACUCUGCCGAACAUCGCUGAAGUCUGGAUCGAAGGCAACCCCUUCACGGAGAUCGAGGAGGGCUACAGGAUCCGGUGCUUCGACCACUUCACUAAGGAGGGGAAGAGUGUCCUUUUGGACGGAGCACCGCCGAGCUUCUACGAGAAGAUGUACUUGACAUCGCCACCUCCACAGCAGAUGACCUCUUCGCGACCGCAAUCUGUCGCAUAUACCCCUCCAGUCGUGGCAGUGGGCAGCCCUGUCCGGAACGGUGCCUCGCCGAUGAAUGCCAGUCCACAGCCAGGGUCCUCAUCACACCCCUCCCCUCCUUCCAACGCGGCGUCGCCACACAUCGCUGCGGUGCACGCGAGGGGGCGCCGCAAGAAGAACAAGCGCAUUGUCGAGCUCGACGGAGAGCAUAGCACGAGCGACGCUGGCAGCUCAAGGACCACGUCGCAGGCUCGUGUGGGCUCAGAGGCUGGAGCACGGGCAGACAGGACACGUAGCCCGAAGUCCGCAAAGGCGCCUCUACCGUCAGCUCCGGAGCCCCCUUCUCAGGCAGGACCCUCCAGGGUGGGCGGCGAUCUGUCGCUGGCACUGGCUGCGGCACCCAUCACUACUGCCAUCGUCCGUCCGAUACACAAGUCACGGCACAGCAGGCACUUCACGGAGCACGCGCCAACGUCUUUCGCUAUGUCAGAGGACAACGCAGAUGCCGCACUGCAGCGAGGGGGAUCGCUGCGCAAGUCCGGGACGAUGUCGCGGUCGGCCAAGCGGCGCUCGCGCAUCUCUGCGUCGAUGUAUACACCUGCGGGGGAGAGCACGGAGGAGGUUGAUCAGUUCAAGGAGGCCGAUGCGUUCCGCGCACGAAUAGAGACCCUCCGGUCUGAUAUGGGCGACGGAUGGCUGAAGGUGUUUAAUCAGUCGCAGCUUAGUUCGCCGGGUGUCCCCUCUGGAUAGCACGGAUGGUAUUUAUUUUUCGGUCGUGUACAAUGCCUCGACUUUAGGAUAUUGUGUACUGCAUAUGCUCUAUAGGUGCUCAUAAUGGUGAUGCUGGAUUUUGAAACCGGGGCAUGAUGGGGUGAUGUC
This is a messenger RNA of Rhodofomes roseus, 2537 nucleotides long. Its product is annotated as L domain-like protein. NCBI's taxonomy places the organism in Eukaryota, Fungi, Basidiomycota, Agaricomycetes, Polyporales, Fomitopsidaceae. Gene Ontology annotation, cellular component: cytoplasm. Gene Ontology annotation, molecular function: protein kinase binding. The coding region runs from base 114 to 2408 and encodes 764 amino acids. The record is from RefSeq and is a predicted model, not a curated record. The transcript has 2 exons.